Messenger RNA from Cotesia congregata, 1260 nucleotides. The record is from the annotation of a GenBank genome assembly. NCBI's taxonomy places the organism in Eukaryota, Metazoa, Arthropoda, Insecta, Hymenoptera, Braconidae.
AUGUCAGUGAAGAUGAAAACUAAUAUGUUCUUUCGCAUGUUUGUAACGAAAACAAAAUACCUUGCACAAAAAGAACUUCGUUUACUUGAUAACGAUCAGAUAGAAACGUCACAAAAAUUACCUUUUAAUGAGGACACAGAUUUAGAAGUCAAUAAAUCUGACGACUUGGACGAAGAAGUCUCACUGGGAAACAUCAAAGGCAAUGCAAAGGUUAUCAAGGCACUGAAAGACAUGGGCGAUGUUGAUGUAAAUCGCAUUCCGCAAAUUUGUUUGAGUAAAGUGCAGUCCCCUAAGUUACUAUACUUGUUAAAUAAAAAUACCGCUAAAGAUCUUGCAUCAAUAAUUGCAAAUGAUAUCAUUCAAUCUAAUGUACCUGUCGUAGAAGUUAAUUCCGGUCCUGGAUUUCUAACUGAAGAAUUACUUAAAGCUGGUGUUCCUCGAAUUUAUAUGAAUGAAAAAUACGAAGAAUUUUAUUGGUAUCUUGAACCACUUUUGAAAAAAUAUGGCAAGCGAUUGAGUUUACGAAAAUACAAUCUUUUACAACUAAGUUUUAUUCAAUCUUCAGACAACAGAAUUAUUGGCAACAAAAUGCAAGAUAUUUUUGGAGGAAUUGAUACAAAACAAUGGGAUCAGGAACCAUCAAUGCAAAUAAUUUCAAUAGUACCUAAUAAACCAUUUUUAUAUAGCGUACAAUACUCAAUGAUAGAUCAAUAUUUGUCUAGCUUUGGACGUAUUAUUUUAUACAUCGUGACCAAGCCAUCAAUAGCUAAAGUUUUUGAAGAUAUUCCUGAUUCUUCUCUUCACAAACCCAGAAAUAUUUUUCUUCAGACGAUGUUUGACUCAAAAGUACUUGGUUCAUUACCAAGAGCAUCAUUUUUCCCAUUUAAUUCUAACACAAAGAAAAAACGACCGAAUUUGAAACUUUACAUAGAUGAUAAUGAAAAAAUGUCUGUCAUGAGAUUAGAAGCCAAGAAAGAUUUUUUAUCUGAUGAUUUUACAAAGCACGAUGCUUUAAUGUUUCUAUAUUUUUUAAAAUCUCAUAUGAGAAGACGUGAUGCGCGAAUUAUACCAGAAUUAGAAAAACUAAUGCCAGGCUGUGGGAGACAAUUGAUACGACAUAAUUUGAAUAUUUAUUCAAGAUUUUCAGAAUUGUCAUCGUAUCAAUUAUUUAUUUUAUUUAAAAUAAUCAAGUCUUGGGCGCAAUUUGAAAACAGUUCAUUUGUCGAGGAUUUGAAGUUUCGAUUUGAGCAAGAAACGUAG